UACCGAGUGCGAGGCGUCGGCAGGACCCGACUGGAUUUCGUCCCCGAAGGACGUGGGCGCUGGCAGCCAGUCAGUCUCGGUGUCCUGGGACGGUCACCUCGCCCCUGGGUGUCCCCCACAGCCGCUGAGCGGUGUACCUCGGAUCGGAGUCAGGGGAUGGUGGCCCUGGUGACAGGUGGAGCCUCGGGACUCGGCCGAGCCACCGCGGAGCGCCUGGUGAGCCAGGGAGCGAGCGCCGUGAUCGUGGACCUGCCCUCGUCCCGUGGAUCCGAGGUGGCGAAGGCGCUGGGGGAGAGGUGUGCCUUCGCUCCCGCCGACGUCACCUCCGAGUCGGACAUCAAGGCCGCCGUGGCCCUGGCGAAGGAGCGGUUCGGGCAGCUGGACAUCAACGUCAACUGUGCUGGCAUCGCGAUUGCCGUCAAGACCUACAACUUCAAGAAGGAGCUGGCCCACGGCCUGGAGGACUUCCACAGGGUGGUCAAUGUGAACGUCUGCGGGACCUUCAACGUGCUGCGGCUCGCCGCGGCGGAGAUGGGCAGGAAUGAGCCGGACGCCGAUGGCCGCCGGGGCGUGAUCGUCAACACCGCCAGCGUGGCUGCUUACGACGGGCAGGUGGGCCAGGUGGCCUAUGCUGCCUCGAAGGGCAGCAUCGUGUCCAUGACACUCCCCAUCGCUCGAGACCUCGCCUCACAGGGGAUCCGGGUGGUCACCAUCGCCCCAGGCCUGUUCUCCACCCCUCUGCUGGAGGGCCUCCCGGAGAAGGUGCUUGCCUUCCUGAGCCGCCAGGUUCCCUUCCCCAGUCGGCUGGGCCACCCUGAGGAGUACGCCCACCUGGUGCAGGCCAUCGUGGAGAACCCCAUGCUCAACGGCGAGGUCAUCCGCCUGGACGGUGCCAUCCGGAUGCAGCCUUAGGGAGCGAGUCGGCGGUCUGGGAGGGGGCAACUCCCAUCGCCCCCACCACCACCCCCUCAUCGCCGAUCCUGGUGCUUUCUGUUCGCCUGCCUGAUCGGGAUACUUGGCAUUCUUCCAGGAAGCAAAUCCGCUUGUUUAUCUGCAGUUUGCCAGAUUCGAUCGGAAUAAUGGUGUAUGAACACUAUUGGCAAAGCAAUCUGGGACAAUACAGGAUCCAUUUUGUUACUAAGAAGUAAAGUACAUGUCCACAUUCCUUCCUCUUUGUCAUUUC
This is a messenger RNA of Mobula hypostoma (lesser devil ray), 1183 nucleotides long. RefSeq names its product hydroxysteroid (17-beta) dehydrogenase 10 (gene hsd17b10). Gene Ontology annotation, cellular component: mitochondrion. Gene Ontology annotation, molecular function: estradiol 17-beta-dehydrogenase [NAD(P)+] activity. The transcript is spliced from 6 exons. Lineage: Eukaryota; Metazoa; Chordata; Chondrichthyes; Myliobatiformes; Myliobatidae. The record is from RefSeq and is a predicted model, not a curated record. Gene Ontology annotation, biological process: androgen metabolic process; estrogen metabolic process; fatty acid metabolic process. Bases 157 to 912 code for a protein of 251 amino acids.